Messenger RNA from Dimorphilus gyrociliatus, 2633 nucleotides. NCBI's taxonomy places the organism in Eukaryota, Metazoa, Annelida, Polychaeta, Dinophilidae. The record is from the annotation of a GenBank genome assembly.
AUUCCGCUUCCGGUUCGUUAUUCUCUUCCUCAGUAGUCCUCUGUUUGUCCCAAUUAUCGUUAAGUUGUUUUUAAACGAUUUGUUAGUCACCUGAUGAAUGAAACGUGAUUCCGGAUUGAUAGAUCGUAGAGAAAAACAUACUAGUCAAGAUGAGCUCAUCGAAUCCCCAUAGGAAGCAAGCGAUCUCAAAAGUGCAGAAAUCAGUCAGAAAGUUUGAAAAUAGUGACCCCACUAUGAACGAAGGAAGACCCGCAGAGCAUUCAUUCGUUACGGAUGUAGCAGAUGUAAGACAAAUGGAGCACGGAUUGCUUAAAUUACUUGAUGACUUCCAUUCCGGUCAUUUACAAGCUUUUAGUGAGGGAAAUAUGUAUGAACAAAUGGAUAACAUAAGAGAAAAACAAGAGAAAUUAGCCCGCCUCCACUUCGAAUUGGAUACAGAACAUACAACAAUAAAUCAAGAAUUAGGACAAAAGAAGGACGAGAACGGAGAUAAAAAUAUUAGGAAUAUGGACAAAUUGAUGGAUAGUGUUAGUUUAUAAAUUCAAUUAUAUUUUGGUUUAAAAUAAUAUAUUUAAUAUAAUUCUCAUUUUCCAUUCCAGCUUCAAGAUUUAUGCCAAUCCAUGUAUCCUUUAAAAUCAAUUAUAUAUUACUAUUUAUGCGUUAAUUACUUAUAAUUUUCUCAAUUCUUCACAUUAGAUUGUGAAAAAGAAGAUGAAAACAUAAUUUUCCUUAAUGUACUUUCAAUAGAAAUAAUUUACAGCGUGGUGAUCAGAGUGCAUCUUAAACUAUAAAAAGAACUCAGAAAAUAUACAGAUGACUAAAAUUUACUGUUUCUUUUUUAAAUAUUAAUUAAUUCUUCUAUUAUACUCCACUCUAAUUGUAUUAAUAUACAAAUAUACAUUUUCGUGUUAACGACGUGAUGGUUACUUUGAAAGUAAAGACCUCUUGGUGCAACUAUGCUACUUUGAAUGUCAAAACCGCCCGUUCGUGGAGCGAAUAAUAGGGUAAAUCCGUUUGAUCUGGGAAAUAUACAUAGAAGAAAACAAUUUCACAAUAGUACAAUAAAAAUAUGUUAUAAAAGGAUAUUAAAAGUUUAUAGCGUCUAAACGUAUAUGAAAAUUAAUAAUAGCUAUAUAUUACAAUCUAAAAGAUGAAGGGAAGGACAAAUGUUUAUCGUUUUAUUUAUAAUUCAUGUGCAAAGUAUGCAUAUACCAUAUAUCACAUACCUAGUAUUUAUUCGUUGAUUUGUAAACUUAGUUAUGAAUCAUUGAUAAGGAUUUUGACAUUACUCAAAAAUCUUACAUUUUUGAAAGUAUUAUCAGUUACAACAUUUGCAUAAAUGUCAAUGUUCUAAUUCUCUUUCUGGUGCUCUUAAAAUUUGAUGCAUAAUGCCAACACGACAAGCAUAUAUUAGGUCUUAAUUAAAUUCUGACUUUUGUUUGUCUCUUAAGAAAAUAAGACUACCUGAAUAAUUAAAGAUUUAUCAUUUGUUGUGUAAAUUGAUGAUAAAUACAAAAAGAUCAGAUAUAUACACUAUGUUUAUUAGAAUUGAUUUCUUAGGAAAGAAUUAGUAUAAGUCGUUAACUUUAGUUGCAAUGGACGUAGUUACAUUACGCUCCUUUCGUCCAGAGCAUAGUAGCUUUGAAUAGAUGUUCCUUAACUUCCUAUCCAUAAAGGCGUAGAUAUAAAAGUUAAUGGCGUUGUUAGUAUGCGCGACCAACAGCAAAAAGUGUUGAACGGAAGCACUCACUUUUCCAUAGUAAUCAAGUUUUAAAGCAACAACUAGCGGUACCCAACAUAGUAUUAAUGUGAAUAUUAUAACAAGCAUAUUUCUAAUUAUUAGUCGGUUUUUAAUAAGCAUCUGUUUUUUUCCAUUCUCAGCUGUAGAGGUUGAUGCUUUAACUUGUCUUCUUGAUUUAAAGAAAACUAUAGCAAUUUUUACAUAAACAACAAAUAUUAAUAUAACGGAUGGUAUAACAACAAGCAAAUCAGGAAAGAUUAAAGAAAAUUUAAAAGUAUCAACAUUUAAAUUAUAAUUUCCAACGAAACAAGUUCCAAUUUUCUCGUUAAAACCGUAAUUACCAAACUGGAAGAAAGGUGGAGAUAGUAUGAUAAGCGGAACUAUCCAUGAUAAUAGUAUUGUUAAAGCAACUGUUGUUUUCUUAAACAUUCUAAAAUAUACAUCAGCAGAGAAACAAAUUCUAAUAUAUCUAUUCAAAGAUAUAAAUGCUAAUGAAUAGAUGCAAGUACACAUGAACGAUAAUCUUAAAUAGGCUAUUGCACGGCAUAAAUUACUUUCAUAUCUAUACGAAUAGCCGUAAGCCGUUAACGGUAUAAUAAUUGAACACAUAAUCCAAUCAAUCACCGAUAAAUUUACUACAUAAACGUAAGUAAAAAUUCGCAAACUUUUCGUUCGAAUAAAGGAUAUAAUUGUUAAAAGAUUCGUUAAUAUUCCACUUAUACUUAUUAAACUACUCCAAACUUGUAAAAAUCGUAAAAAUUUUUCGGAGACAGCGUCCGAAGAUGAAUUGGAAUACAUGACUUGGAAUGACGAUCUCUAAAAAUUCAUGAGAUUGUAACGCGCGCCGUCUAUUUCUACUUUUCAGCUAACCUAUAUUUUUUUUCAUUUUUUU